UAUAUAAAGUGAGAGAUCGUUGCGGCGGGCGUAGUGCGCGAGUGGUUUUUGGUUAAGCGUACCGUGAUUUACUCAAUAUAUAAUUCGUUGCGCGUGUUAAAACCUUUGGAAUUAAUCUUUCGACGAAAUGGAGGCAAAGGAAUUCAAGGAGUUUGCGAAAGCGAUGACGGACUACAUCGCAGAAUACCUUGAAAACAUACGAGAUCGGCAAGUAGUGCCAUCUGUGAAGCCAGGAUAUCUGAGACCAUUGGUGCCGGAACAAGCUCCAGAGAAACCGGAACCUUGGACCGCAGUUAUGGCGGAUAUUGAACGGGUUGUCAUGUCAGGAGUCACACACUGGCAUUCACCUAAAUUUCACGCGUACUUUCCCACUGCCAACUCAUAUCCCUCUAUUGUAGCUGAUAUGCUGAGUGGGGCAAUUGCCUGCAUUGGAUUUUCAUGGAUUGCAAGUCCUGCCUGCACUGAGCUCGAAGUCGUGAUGAUGGAUUGGCUGGGCCAGAUGCUCGGUCUUCCUGAGGAGUUCUUGGCCCGUUCUGGUGGCGAAGCUGGCGGUGUAAUUCAAGGCACUGCCAGUGAAGCUACACUGGUUGCUCUACUUGGAGCUAAAUCGAAGGCUAUCAAUCUUACCAAAGAGCAACAUCCCGAAUGGACUGACGUGGAAAUCUUAUCUAAACUUGUGGGUUAUUGUAACAAGCAGGCACAUUCUUCGGUAGAACGGGCAGGUCUUCUAGGAGGCGUAAAGCUCCGAUUUUUACAUCCUGACAGCAAGCGCAGUUUAAGAGGUGACACACUCAGGGAUGCGAUAAAGGAAGAUAUCCAGAAUGGUCUCAUACCAUUUUAUGUUGUGGCUACUUUAGGUACCACAUCAACUUGCGCUUUCGAUGCUCUUGAUGAAAUCGGCGACGUAUGUCGGGAAAAUGAUAUCUGGCUGCAUAUCGAUGCAGCGUACGCUGGAUCUUCAUUCAUAUGCCCCGAAUACCGAUAUCUAAUGAAAGGUAUAGAAAAAGCGGACUCGUUUAACUUUAACCCACACAAGUGGCUACUAGUCAACUUUGACUGCUCUGCUAUGUGGCUGAAACAGCCCCGUUGGAUCGUUGAUGCAUUUAACGUUGACCCUCUGUACUUAAAGUACGAUCAGCAGGGAUCAGCGCCUGAUUACAGACAUUGGCAAAUUCCUCUCGGCCGUCGUUUUAGGUCUCUGAAGCUAUGGUUCGUCCUAAGAUUGUAUGGAAUUGAAAACCUUCAAAAGUACAUCCGUAAACACAUCGCAUUGGCACAUUUCUUCGAAAAACUUUGUGGCGAAGAUGACAGGUUCGAAGUUGUUGAGGAAGUUCUCAUGGGCCUUGUCUGUUUUAGACUAAAAGGCGAUAACGAUUUAAAUAAAGCGUUAUUGAGACGUAUUAACGGACGAGGAAAGAUUCACUUGGUUCCAUCAAAAAUUGACGACUCAUACUUCCUGAGAUUUGCUAUUUGUUCCCGUUUCUGUGAGGAGAGUGAUAUACAAGAAUCUUGGGAGGAAAUUAAGGCUUCGGCUAGUGAUGUUUUGGCAGAAAACAAAUGAAUACAAUAUAAAUCAGCCAAUAAAUAUUUAUCGAAAAUAUCUAUAAGCUAUUGUACUCAAAAUUAUUAGAGAAAUUGUUGUUUGCGCUUAGCGUGACUGAAAAAAUAAAUAUUUACAUUCAAUGAAGUAUAUUGAUAAAUGUAGUUUUUUAUGUUAUCUACAUAAUAGCAGUAUAUCGUGUACUGAGUGUUGAUGUGAUUAAAUUAAAUGUGUAUGUGUAGAGAUAAGUUUAUCUCCUUAACUUGCCAAUGAUUUAAAUGUGCUGAUUUGCAUUUUUAAUAGACGAAUUUAAGAUUUUAUAUACCUACUUAAUUUUACAUCAUGAACAAAUGAGUUUCCCAAUUAGUGAGCCUCCAGCCCGUUUGGGUUGUUGUUGUCCUUGCCCGUUCUAUAAAAAAAAAGUUUAAUAAGGACCAAUUUUAUUGAAAUGAAACUUCUAAUGCGACUCCCAACAAGGUUGCGUUAAACGUUUAACACUUCUGGGAAGGGAAUUAGAAAGAGACAGAGCGAGAGUGAAUGCUUCCUAUUUUCAUUACAAAGUUUCACUUCUUCCAUGCAGAGGAACUCUAUGUAUCAUUUUUUUGUCUAUUUCAUUUUUAAGACUUGUUUAUUUAUAUUAUAAUAUAAGAGACGAUCAAAUUUUCAUUUCAUGUAUAUUAUUCACAUUUAAUUCUUAUUACAAAUGUAUUUAACAUAGCAUAAGCUCGUAUGGCACAGUGGCUUUGCAUUGGUUGGACAAAGUAUUAAGGGCAAACGUCUGCGUAAAAUAUAUUUAAUAGGUACUGUGUCAAACUCAGUGUGGACCGUCUGAUAUUGGUAUUAGAAAUUCAAAACUACUUCAUGAAUCUUUAAUAUAAAUAAACGACAUUAAGGAUAACUUUGAUGUCGGAUAACUAUCCUUAAUGUCAUUUAUAAAUUCAGUAUUAUCAAAUAGAGAUGUAGCUAAAAUUCUAUGUAAAAGCUUCAUGACCUUCAUGAUGAUUGUAAGUGAAGUAUUUACUUUUAACACUGUAAUUACUAAUCUAUCAUUUGAGGACGACGUUCGUCAAUGUACCUAAUACAUAUUAAUAACUUAUAAAAGCAAUAAUAAAGUCAUAUUCAAUGAUAA
Molecule: messenger RNA, 2669 nt
Organism: Pieris rapae (cabbage white)
Lineage: Eukaryota; Metazoa; Arthropoda; Insecta; Lepidoptera; Pieridae
Product: aromatic-L-amino-acid decarboxylase
Exons: 6
Coding region: 128-1561 (477 amino acids)
Biological process (GO): amino acid metabolic process; catecholamine metabolic process; serotonin biosynthetic process
Molecular function (GO): aromatic-L-amino-acid decarboxylase activity; pyridoxal phosphate binding
Source: RefSeq, a predicted model, not a curated record